Molecule: messenger RNA, 477 nt
Organism: Diaporthe citri
Lineage: Eukaryota; Fungi; Ascomycota; Sordariomycetes; Diaporthales; Diaporthaceae
Exons: 3
Coding region: 1-477 (158 amino acids)
Source: RefSeq, a predicted model, not a curated record
AUGCCCACCACUCCGCCAUUCAAGAUCCUUGGCUACGGCCACACAGGAAUUACUGUCCGCUCUAUGUCAGACAGUCUUCGAUUCUGGGGGGACAUCAUCGGUCUCCCCAUAUUUUGGGAGCAAACUGUUCCUGGCGGCGUUAUCCCCGGCGAUCCAACCAACAUAAUCACAGGCGCCUCGGCGGGCACAACCAUGCACGCAACCUGGCUCGGAGUCCCACAGACUCCUCACGCCGGUGGAAGCAGCGAGCCCGCUCACAUCUCCACGCUCGAAAUAAUCGAGUAUGAGCUGCCGGCCGACAUUGCUGAGGGGCAGAGGAGCCGCAGGCUCAACCCAAGGAGCUGGGACGUGGGUGCGGCUCAUGUUCAUCUGAUCUUGCAGGGGCUCGAUGAGAUCGUGGAAAGGGUCAAGGCGGAGGGUUGGAAUCUGUACGGUGGUGUAUUUACGGUUCCGCAGGAGACACCGGGAGGGGGUUAA